CCGGUUUACAUUAGCGUUCCAGCAAAUCCACAUAUAUUUAUAUGCUCCCUCGACCCCCGCGGCUACAAAGAUUCUGUCCUUCACCAGCCGAUUCCUUGACGACCACAUAUAUUGGACCUUCAAACACCUCUCCCGUACUUCAUCGCAAUGUUCCACUGGCUGACGACCUUAUGCCUAGCGACUGUCCUUUAUCUCACCGGCAUCGUUGUCUACAGGCUCUAUCUUCACCCCCUUGCCCAGUUUCCCGGCCCAUGGCCGGCCAAAGUGUCUGGCCUCCACGCGCUCUACUACGCCUGGCGGGGCGACCGACACUUGAUGCAGGCUCGGAGUCAUGCACGGUAUUGGGAUUAUGUGCGCCUCGGGCCCAACUACCUGUCUGUCGCCAGCGACCUCGGACUGCAGGAAAUCUACGGGACUAGAGCAAACGUGCAGAAGUCGUCGUUCUACCACGCCUUUGUAGCCCAGAAGGGCGCCUGGAGCACAUUUACGAGCAUUGACAAGUCACUGCAUGCACGGAAGAGACGUGUGCUUGCCCCCGCCAUGACGGAGAGGGCAUUGAAGUCGAUGGGGCGGCGUAUCAACCAAUGCAUCGACAUCUUCGUCACACAGCUAGCGCGCAACGCCGAUGCAGAGAGCGGAUGGACGCCUGCGGUCAACAUGUCGGAGCUGGCGGAUCAUGUGGCCUUCGACAUCCUCGGCGACCUGGUCUUUGGGGAGGGCUCCUUUCAGAUGCUCACUAGCUGUGCCAAUCGGUACAUUAUGGACUUGAUUGUGGCGACUUCCUACUGGGCCCUGCUGGUGGUUACCCCCCCUCUUGUGCCCCUCCUCAAUUGCUACCCUUCCGUUCGAGGCACUGUGCAGGGAAAGACUCAGACUGAUACGCUUAUCAGGUCGGCACCUUCCCCCUACUCCGUGCGUUACCAAUCAUUCCGCUCUGAACCAAGUGCAUCAUCCCCACCGUCCACGGCGGAAAUCUGGGCGGAAUGUCGAACUCUGAUCGUCGCCGGCGCCGACACCGUCGCCACGGCGCUGGCCGCUCUCACCCACUACCUCGUACACAAUGAGGGUGCCUACCACCGACUUGAAGAGGAGAUCCUGACGGCCUGUCCCCGCCUCCGCGAGGUCCGCUUCCCGGGCCCCAGACCGGCCCAAUGCCCGUACCUGGAUGCAUGCAUUGACGAAGCCCUGCGCCUCAGUCCGCCCAUCCCCGGGCCCCUGCCGCGCGAGGUGCUGCGAGGUGGGAUGGCGCUGGGCCGCGGCCGGUUUGUGGUGCCGGCGGGGACGGUGGUGGCGACGGCGGCGUACGCGCUGCAUCGCCAUCCGCGGUACUUUCCGCAGCCGGAGGUGUUCUGGCCGGAGCGGUGGAUGGUGGGGUCGGCGCCGGGGGUGACGCUCGCCACUGUGCGGCGGGCGCGCCAGGCAUUCUGUCCAUUUGGGGUUGGGGCGCGCGGAUGUGUGGGACAGUCGCUGGCGUAUGGAGAGCUGAGGACGCUGGUAGUGCGGAUGCUUGGACGGUAUCGCAUCCGCUUGUGUCGGCAGGUGAGGGUCGGGGAAGGUCCGAGUGCUCGGGAGAUUGGCAUUGGUGUUGCUACUGAUGCUGGUGCUAGUGCUGGUGCUGGUGCUGGUGCUGGUGCUGGUGCUACGCUGGCAGAUGCACAUGCAGAUGCAGAUGUGACAUCGGUCCAAAGGCAGGGCGACGGCGUGAGCAAAGGAGGGGAAGAAUACAGAAUGCUCGACCGGUGGACGGCCCAGCGGGACGGCCCAUUCGUGGAGUUUCAGUCUCGACCGCGGUAG
Messenger RNA from Aspergillus aculeatinus CBS 121060, 1794 nucleotides. Its product is annotated as cytochrome P450. The coding region runs from base 148 to 1794 and encodes 548 amino acids. The record is from RefSeq and is a predicted model, not a curated record. Gene Ontology annotation, molecular function: heme binding; monooxygenase activity; iron ion binding. The transcript is spliced from 4 exons. NCBI's taxonomy places the organism in Eukaryota, Fungi, Ascomycota, Eurotiomycetes, Eurotiales, Aspergillaceae.